UGGUUGCUUUGUUGGCACUAUUUAUUUUACCAUCUUAACCUUGCAUUCAUGAGAAAAUGAAGUUUUUGAAUUUAUUCUGUAGUCAUAGUAUUGCACUGAUCAUAUGUUUGAGAGAGUUGAAAGCAGACGAUUGCAGACGCUCCGUUGAUGAUCUUAAUUACCAUGGCAGCAUUAAUGUUACAAGGCAAGGACAUCAGUGUGAUUACUGGAUAGGUACGAAGCACAAUUCGGAAGACAAAAAUUACUGUAGGACGCCCACAGGUGAUCAAAUUAAUAAUGGUGGACCCUGGUGUUUUAUAUAUGGAACUAGAAGCCUUUCAUGGGAUAGAUGCAAUGUUCCAGUUUGCUUCGGUAAAAUAUGCCCAGAUUUAGCAGUCCACAAUUUGGAAACACCAGACAGAAAGAAACAAUAUCAAUAUGGAGAGUCUGUUGUAGUUACUUGUAAAACUGGGUACAAAUCAAUCGGACAAAAGUACUUAACAUGUUUGGAGUCAGGUCAUUGGAACGAUUCAAUACCUAGAUGUGAAGAUGUGGAUGAUUGCUUAGGUAGGCCAUGUCAAAAUGGAGGGAAAUGUACUGAUGGAAUAAAUGGAUACACAUGUACCUGUCUUGAUGAUUUCUUCGGUCUACAUUGUCAAUAUGGUGAUGCAGUUCCAAGGGAAAUAACUCAAUACGAUCAACUAUAG
Molecule: messenger RNA, 686 nt
Organism: Mytilus trossulus (common blue mussel)
Lineage: Eukaryota; Metazoa; Mollusca; Bivalvia; Mytilida; Mytilidae
Product: fibulin-7-like
Exons: 5
Coding region: 57-686 (209 amino acids)
Molecular function (GO): calcium ion binding
Source: RefSeq, a predicted model, not a curated record